Paramecium tetraurelia is the source of this 2316-nucleotide messenger RNA. RefSeq lists its product as uncharacterized. The transcript has a single exon. The record is from RefSeq and is a predicted model, not a curated record. NCBI's taxonomy places the organism in Eukaryota, Ciliophora, Oligohymenophorea, Peniculida, Parameciidae.
AUGUCUGAAUAAGAGUAUUUGUUCGAUUCAUAUAAUCAACAUAAUUGGAAUUCUUAUGAUUUUGAUUUGGAAUGCUAAGACUCUGAGAGAUAACAAAUAGAUAGAAUAAAAGAAAAGUGUAAUAUGAAUUUAUUAAAACGACAACUUGUUUGUUUGUUUGGUUUUCCUUCCAUAUAGAUAGAGAGUGGAUAAAUAAUCGCUUAUCUUAAUGGAAUCAUGGAUUAAAAUGAGAAUGAAUAGAAAAGAAUGAUUAGAGUGUUGAUAAGCUUCAUUGGUGAAGUUACUAGCAUUGAAAAUCCUGAAACUAGAUUAGAGACCAUAAGGACAAGAGUUGAAUAAUUCCUGACCAUAAAAGGAAUUAAAAUAGAAUGGAGUAAUAAGGUAUGGGAGUACGAAAUAGAAUCACUUUUUGAAUCCAGAUAUUGCAAUCCCUAUUAUAGUAAAAUUCCGUAUUCUUAGUUUGAAUAUGCUAACUUCUUUGCUUUAUUAGAAAGUCCCAUGCCCAUGUUUCUGAGAAAUCUGAAGCAUCCAUGUUGUUGUCAGGUAUAUGAUGCAAAAUCUACAGAAGAUUUUAAAUAAUUAUGUAACAUCACUGAUUUGAAAAAUGUGAGGAGGAUAAGAAAAUACAUCCAAUCAAUAAUAGAUAAAUUAGAGGAAUUUAGAAUUUUGCUUAUAGAUAUAGAAACAAAGAAUUAUAAUUGUGGACCUGAUAUAAUUAAUAGUUUUAAUCAUCUAUCUGGUGAGCUUGAUAAAAUAAUAAACAUAGAUUUGUAAUUAAUAGAUAGAAGUAGCUUAAAGUAAGAGGAGAAGUUGAAAUUUAAUAAUGAUGUUGAUAAUUAAACUGAAAAGAAUUCAAUUGCUUUAUUAGAAACUAAAACAUCUGCUAACACUUUUACCACUAUUAAUCAAGGUAGCCUGGAUUGUCGAACUAAGAAAUAGAAGAAGAAACAAAAGCAAUAGGAAAAAUAUUAUUUCUCAUCAGCUUUCCUAAAUUAUAUUGAUUCAGAAACUAAUCUUAGUUAAGAAAACAGUCGAAAUUCUGAGCCCAAACUUGAAGAUCAACAAAUUAAAUUUACAAUAGAUACAGAAAUUCAUAAUUAAUUACAUAUUGCAUGUACUUCAGUAUAAGAUAUACUUAAGAAAAUUGACAUUUACGAAAAGCAACUCCAAAGUUUGUAAUUACUUGGAUUUCCAUGUCCAAAAUUAGAUAAAUCUCAUUUAAAAUAUAUUCUAUCUAAUUUUCGUGAAUGCUAUACAAAUAAAUAAAUUUUAAUUGAAUGGAUUGUUUCAAACAUUUGGGAAUCAUAGACGGUUAGAGAAGAUGAAACUAAAUGUAUUGAUGAUGUGAGAUAACAAGCCUUAGAAUAUUUCUAAUCCAUUAAAGUAGAUAAGGAUGAUUUCGAAUAAAUCUUAAAUAACUGCUAUGAAAAAUAAGCCUCUUUGCCAUUUAAUAAGUACUUUGAAAUAGGAACUUUUUCUCUUCAAAAGUUGUCUCAAAUAGUAAAUCGUAAAUUUCCAGAAUCUUUCGAACUUAGCAAUUGUCUGGCAAGUAGAGUAGUGUUUAAAUCUAAAAUAUUUUAACCUUUGGAGAAACCAAGUAAAAUAAAAGAAAUCAAAAACAUCAGAACAAUUAGGAACUAUAUUAAAGAUGUAUAUUAAAGUUUAGAGAAGUUGAUUGAAUUCAAAAAUAAGAUAAAUAAAAAUAUCAAUUGUAGACCACAACAUCAAUAAUUAAUUAGAGAAUUCAAAAUAUUGUAUUCCCAUCAUCAUUGCAAGAUCGUGAAUAAAUAACUAAAAUAAAAAGGCUGUUCCACUCUGCAGCAAGUUGACAAGGUAUAGGAGGGCAAAAAUUGCAUCAUAAUUGAAGACAAAGACUAGCUUGAUGGGUAUUUUAAUUGCUAGGAGAAAAAGAGCUCCGAUGUUAUCGAAAUAGAAGAGUAUUCUAUAGGACAAAAAGCUGAGUUACCAAAGUUAGAGGAAGAUGUAAUUUAAGAGGACUUAAGUUGUGUAAAGAAGAAGAGUGAGAUAAAUUUAAAAUUAGAAGCAGUGAUUGAGGUUGAAUAACCAAAAUUAGAAUAUGAAAAGGAAUUAGAGUAUGAAAAAGAAUAGUAUAUUUUAUGUAACGAAAUCAUUUCUCCUGUUUAAAGAAAUCUUUUUCAAGACAAUCAAUCGCCCAAUAUAUUUCAUUCUCCUCGUUUUGAUUAUUGCUCCCCUUUGGCAAAAUAAUUUUUUGGUUAAUUAGAAUUUGAUUAAUACGAGAUUGAAUCCCCUGAUAGAUAGUGUUUAUAAUUUCAACCUCCUCAAAACUUCAAUUGA